Messenger RNA from Gongylonema pulchrum, 1713 nucleotides. Lineage: Eukaryota; Metazoa; Nematoda; Chromadorea; Rhabditida; Gongylonematidae. The record is from the annotation of a GenBank genome assembly.
AUGGAAAAGGAGCACCGCACAGCAGUCGAAGGAACCGGGGACAAAGAGGAGGACACAAGCGAAUCAGAUGAGGAGGACAAAAGCGGCUCUACAACCAGCAGCGAUGCAGCCGAAAUUGCAGAAUUUGCAAAUCUGCUGGACGACUUCACCGGGAUCACUUUUCCAGCUCUGGAUUUCGACCGCAGUAGUGCCAACGACGAUAAAACUUUCAGUAUUCGGGAUCUUAUAAUGAGUCUAUGUCCAGAGCAGCUGGACACAAGCAGCACAGAUAGCACAAUCGAUCUAGAUAUGAUACUAUCAGCUGUAUCGGAAUAUGACGAAGAAGCAUGCAAUAAGGGUGCGGACAAGGGUGACGACGAUCAUGAGGACAAUGACAGCGAUGCAUAUACAGAUGACGAUGGGGACGAACAAAAGUCCAAUUCAUCGCUAUCUUCGACCUCUAGAGACUAUCUCAACAAAUGGGUGCCUGAAUAUCGCUCACAUCUUUCGCUUUAUGCAACAGUAAUGUCCGGGGAUUUUUUACUCGAGGAAGAAGUCAUUCAGAUAUUCUCAAGGUUCGGCAAAGUGAUGAAGGUUCUCUGGUCGCGAAUAGGGAAACGUCAUGGUUAUUUGAUUAUGUUCAACACGGAACUCGAAAAGCAAAAAGUCUUUGAGGAGUGUGGCAAGGAACUGGAAGCAUGUGGAAGAAUGCUGAAACUAUGGAAUUAUAACCAGCGCAAUGACUUAUCACUGAACAAUACAUUUAUACCUGUUAUCGACGCAGCAGCAAAGUACCGCUACAAAAAACACAAAUGUGCUCCAAAAGCCGUUGAAAAAGGACCAACAAUCGGUAUUGAUUCAGAAGCGCCCUUGCGUGAAACUGUGGCAUCACCAGAACAAGCUGGUAGUCGACCACUGCCGGCCACUGCUUUCAUGUUGAAACAGAUUUCGGAUGCUCAGAUUUUUCAGGACUACCAGUCUUACGAGAAUACAACGCUCAGCGACUACAGUGGCUUUCUCGGUCUGCAGGCGCCGUACCAUUUAUUGCCUGAUACACCGUAUUUCCGCUCUGCGCCAAUUGUGCCUCCGCCAACAAGAUUGGUAUCAGAGCACAUGCCGAUGAUGAAACGCAUGAUGAAUCGUUAUUUAGCGAGCAUGGAACCAACCGAUGGAAGCGGCACUGCGCGAGCUCAUCGGCCUGCUCGCCGUGAGUGCCUCUCACCUGAAUGUUCUCCACGUACAGCAGCCGCAGAAGUAGCAGCAGCAGCAGAGAGACUGUUAGCUGCUCAAGCAGCAGCGACAAGCUUGCCACCAAAAAAAUCGGAAGGCAAAGCAAAAGGACGAAGAGGCACGUCAAAAGAGAAAGGACCACAGGAAUGCGUACUAAAAAAGCAGUCCCAAGAAAACGCAAAAAUAGAAGCCCCUGUGGCACAAAAACAAAAAGGUGAAACAGGAGAUUUGACGGUGCAGCAAGGUGAAGAGAAAGGAGGCAGAACUUCAGUCAAGAAUUUACAGCAGGAAGGAGGAAGAGUCGUGGCGAACGCUGAAACAGCGAUCAGACAACCACAUAGAGGCCGAGGAGCGGGAGGAGGUGGACGAGGAGGAAGAGGAGGGAGAGGAGGGAGAACGGUUUUUUGGAGGCAACGGAAACAGGUGGAAAACGAAAAAAAGGGAUCAAAAAGACGUGAAAAAGAACAGGAACAAAAACGUAAUGAGAAGUUACCAAAGCAUUAA